This is a messenger RNA of Plasmopara halstedii, 1743 nucleotides long. RefSeq lists its product as uncharacterized. The record is from RefSeq and is a predicted model, not a curated record. NCBI's taxonomy places the organism in Eukaryota, Oomycota, Peronosporomycetes, Peronosporales, Peronosporaceae. The coding region runs from base 1 to 1743 and encodes 580 amino acids. The transcript has a single exon.
AUGCAGCCAUCAUAUACUGUGGAGCUUCAAGCGCUCAAGACAGAGUUACAGAGCACGCUAGCGCGUCUAGGAGUAGACCUCGUAAGCUUUGAUGAGACUCGAACUUUUCAUCGUUCAAUAUCUCGACAAGAUGGUGAAAUGCGGCACUCGCGGCGUCGUCCAACGCGCUGGAAUCGCCGCCAAUUAAUACAAGAAGUUGCAGCCGCUUCACAACGACGAAAAGAGUUAGAACGGCAAUUAAAAUUUGAAAUAGAAAACGAAAAAUUAAAGGGACAAGAACAUGAUUUACAAAGCGAACAAGUAGCGUGGGAGACGGCGAGUAGAGCGUUACAACAUCAACGUGUUGAGAUCUUAGGACAGAGUGAGAAAGACACAGAAGGUGUUGCUAGCAAUGUUCUAGAAAGGCAAGACCUCGACUCGAGACAAAGCCAAAGUCGUGGAUCUAUUGGAUGUAAGACUGAUGAGAAUCAAUACUCGAUUGGUGGAGUCGUGACACUGGAACCAUUGUCUUCUUCACACCGACGUCAAGUGACGACUAGUACAAAUAACGUAUCGUAUCAACCCGUAGCUUCCAUGCAUAACUCGAGCGCUGCAAUCACGUCAGUACUUGAUACUUAUCCACGCUAUCGAAACUCACCAGACACACUGAAUGAUGUCUUCUCGCUCCAACUUAAAUUUGCAGAGACGAUGCUGAAACUGGAAAAGUCCGUGCAGAUCCGUGACCAGUUAUUGCAAAAAGAAACAACGACACAAAAGAAAAAAAGAGCCAUAAGGGACGAAAGACAAUGUCAUCAUUGUCAUAAUGAGCAUAGUAUACCUCAAGAAAGCCAAGACAAUGAUUCCUUUAGCUCAAGUGUAUACUCGGAUUCUUCUUUGAAUUCGACGCCGCAUCAAGAUAAAAACAUUCAUGUUAGAAUGUCGAACUUUGGAGUUUCUAGAGCGACUACAGCAGAGACGCUUGCACCUUCCUCAUUUGUUCAUGAGACUUCGCCUGAUUCAGAGACAAAUGCUGUUGGUGCAACUGGUUUAUCACCUACUGCAACUACGCUGGUAACACAUCAAGAGAAUUAUUUCACGAUUGAAGAAGAUAUUCACAGGACACCUACAACAGGUAGUAGUAUCACUACUCCAACCACCGGUAGCGAUCAUAAAUCCAAUACGUCGCCAUCAAAACAGGUCCGUUUCGGCGAAGAGGCAUACUCUACUCCAGUCAUUACUCGAAGAUUCAACUUUGAUGAACCGUCAAUGGAUGAAUUUGAUGAAGAAGAGAAAGAACAAGAGACUGAAAGUUUACUGAGCUUUCUUAACAGUUCGAGUAUAAGUAGCGCAGAGCUGAACAGUGCAUCCUUCCUACAAGCUUUUGCGCGCUUUCGUUGUGAGGUGAAUGAAGCGAAAUAUCCAAUGAUGCAAUCGCCAGUAAAAUCACCAGUGGCAAGAAACUUUCGUCAAGCUUCAAGCGAUUUGUUGAAAAGGAAUGAUUCUAUCAAAAAAGAAGAACCCACUGCAGUAUCAUCAGAGUUUGAUCACAUGAGUGUAGAUGAACUGCAAGAGCGUCGGAAGCAGCUCUGUUUAGACAUUCAAGCGGAAAGUGCUCAAUUGGUAUUAAAGUAUGGAAGAUUGCACGAUGGGACGAUCGUUGAAUCAGAUAAAGCGGAGGAAUUAAAAACUCGAUUAGUCGCAUUGCGAGAAGAACUCCGAGCUAUUGAUCUGUGCUGUAAUAGAAAAAAUCAUACUAACGUUUAG